Molecule: messenger RNA, 505 nt
Organism: Coniophora puteana RWD-64-598 SS2
Lineage: Eukaryota; Fungi; Basidiomycota; Agaricomycetes; Boletales; Coniophoraceae
Exons: 1
Source: RefSeq, a predicted model, not a curated record
CCAUGAUCCAAACGUUUUGCUUCUACCAAUACACCCAGAACUCGUCCGCCUGAUCAGAAAUCCUCGACGCCUCCGAGCGUCUCUCUUUUAUCAACGUCCAAAGGAGCAGGAGUGUCCCUGAACGGAAGAAAGGGAGGACCCGAUCGAGCGAGGCCCUUUCCCAAGCCUAUUGUCUCCCCAAACCUUGUCCCUGGCCUGCCCCGGCGCUCGCCGCCUCGUGUCCCCCAAGUUCCGCCCUUUCGCUCUCGACUUUCUUGCACCUUCGUUCUUGUCACCGCGCAGAUCAGGCUGAAACAAUAGCAACGCCCUUCCAAAUAUGUCUUCCUACAGCUUCCUAUGCGCGUUUCGAUGCGACUGACGCUCCAACAUGCGGAAUUAGAUGACCGUCCCGCCGGUCGCCAGGAUUCUGUGACUACAGAGCGCGGUGUCGUAACAGGAAGGCCCUCGUCUCCUCGUGUCCAUCUUUACGGGCGAGCCUUUUUGUUGCGUAGUCUAUGUAUACCCG